Molecule: messenger RNA, 2565 nt
Organism: Colletotrichum chrysophilum
Lineage: Eukaryota; Fungi; Ascomycota; Sordariomycetes; Glomerellales; Glomerellaceae
Exons: 2
Coding region: 1-2565 (854 amino acids)
Biological process (GO): actin cytoskeleton organization
Molecular function (GO): actin binding; small GTPase binding
Source: RefSeq, a predicted model, not a curated record
AUGGGCUCCGCUGUCGAAGGCGAUAACAAUGGGGGAGGACCAGUCGAGAGCGGCCGCCGCCCCAGGUCCUCCGUUCUCAAAAGCUUCAUCCACCGACGUAACCAGUCUGAGGGCUCCGCGCUCUUCACGUCCCCGCCGUCCGUCCAGAUCACAACAACAACAACCACCACCACCUCCUCCUCCCAACACAUCCAAGCCGCCUACGACCGCCUCGAGGGGAAGAUGCUGCCUCCGCCGUCUCCCCUCCGCACCGAAGGCUUCGGCGCCCUCGGCGAGCUGAACGGAAACUCCCAGCAGGGCGGCUCCCCGCGGAAGCUGCCAGACGACGACCGACGCGACCGAUCACGCUCCCCGACAAAAUCCACCUUCAGCACCCUGUCCCUCAAGGGCCUCACCAAGGAAGCCCGCAAGUCCCGCGACGUGUCCCCCGAGAAGCCCAAGAAGACAAAGUCCAGCACGAACCUCGCCGGCUUCCUGUCGCGCCCCAAGUCGACGCUGUCCCUCAACAAGACCUCCUCCAAGGAGAAGGAGGACGAGCGCCGCAUGGCCAAGGACAAGGAGAACCGCACCCCGCCGAGCUCGACGUCGAGCGCCGACAUGUCCGCCAACGGCGUCGGCGGGCCCGCGCCGCCCAUAUACGCGCAGUUCUGCAGCCAGGAUCUCGGGAGCACGGGGCUGCGAGGGAAACAGUCGUUUGACCACGGCAGCGGGCGAUACGGGAGCGAGGCGUCGUCAAAUGACGCCAUGGCCCCCAAGAAGCAGCGGCCCAAGUCGUAUCAUCCGUCCACGGCGAUAUCGAAGCACGAAUCCACACAGGACCUGCGUAGUAGGCCACCGGCUAACGGUCGGGAGCCGUCUUCGUCAGAGAGGAUCACCAGCAAAGUCCAGCGGCCAAAGCUGUUCACGGCUUUCUCGGCCAUGUCGCAAAAGACGACCAAGACGAAAUCACCGGUUGAGACCCCAGACCGGCCAAUCGAUCCCAAGGAGAUCGACCAGCACCUGGAGGCUAUGCUCGACCGGCGCAACAUCCCCGAGAACCAGCGUUACAAGAUGCGGAACCUCGCCGACACGAUCAAGAUGGAGUUUAUCCGCCAAGACUGGGCCGAGAUGGCGGCAAAGGAGGCAGCCGGCAACGAAGGCGCCAACGAGCCAGCCUCUGCUGCGCCGAAUGCGGGCUCAGACAAGGAAGAGGUCCCGCAGUCCAAACGCAGCAGGGGAAGGAGCUUCACCCUCUCACGCAAAAAGGACCAAUCGGCGUCCAGCUCGCCGACGAAGAAGUCCAAGGGCGACUCCUCAUCCAUCGGCCGCCACUUCAGGAGCAAGUCGACGGAGAGCGUCACGAGCGAGCGGCCAGUGUCGGCGGCGAGCUCCACCGCAAGCAACGGCAUUCUUUCUAAGAUCAAGUUCGGCCAGGGGCCGGGCGACUAUGUUUCGUAUCUGCGCAAGGUGCAGAAGCCGGAACUCGUCGAGGUCGGGAAGCUACACAAGCUGCGCCUGCUGCUGAGGAAUGAGACGGUCUCCUGGACCGAGGACUUCAUCAAGCAGGGCGGUAUGGAGGAGAUUGUCGGGCUGCUCAACCGCAUUCUGGCAGUUGAGUGGAGAGAGGAACAUGAAGAUGCUCUCCUCCAUGAGAACCUCCUCUGCCUCAAGGCCCUGUGCACCACGGCCCUGGCCUUGCAGUACCUUCACUCGAUUCAUGCCGACCUCUUCCCGAAACUUUUGCAUAUGCUAUUCGACCCCGAGAAGAAGGGUCCAAGUGAAUUUACCACGCGUAACAUCAUCACGUCAGUGUUAUUUACAUACAUCGAGUCCGCCACUCCGCCAGAGCGUGUCGUCCGCGCCAAGACGAUGCUCGGCUACCUGCGCAACCCCCAGCCCAAGGAAGAAGAGCGGCCCCUCGGCUUCGUUUUGGAGAUGCGCAAAGACCGCCCUUAUACCGUCUGGAACAAGGAGGUCGUAAGCGUCACCAAGGAAGUCUUUUGGAUCUUCCUCCACCAUCUGAACGUCAUCGCCUUGCCCUCGGAAAUGUCAACCAAGGGCGGCGCACCCCUGAGCGCCAUUAUCAACGGCAGCACUCCCGAGCCUUAUGGUUAUAUGCACAGGCACUUCCCCUCGGAGCGCCCGCCCGUCCCGGCCGCUCCAUACGUGGGUGGCGUGGAGUGGGAUGCAACGAAUUACCUCGCCUCCCACCUCGACCUGAUGAACGCCAUCAUCGCCUGCACACCGACGGCGGACCAGCGCAACGCCCUUCGCAACGACCUCCGCAUCUCCGGCUGGGAAAAGGUCCUCGGCGGCAGUCUCCGGCUCUGCAAAGAAAAGUUCUACGGCUGCGUGCACGAGGCCCUCCGCUGCUGGGUCGCCGCCGCCACCGAGGACGGCUGGGACGCGAGGGACGUCCGCUACGGCCCGCCUCCGGAGUCGCGGGGCGCUAGUCCCGCAAAGAAGAGCCCGGUCAAGAAGCCCGUCGAGCCCGCGCCCAAGAUUGAGAUCCCGAAGCUCGAUUUCGGGUUGGACCGCCAGCCGGGACGGACCCCUGCCAAGGAGAGGGACGUCUGGCUGUCAUAG